CUUUGCACAAGAUGUCUUUUGACACUAUACCCAGCCAUGCUUCGCUCAAGCCCAAGCCUUUCAAGGCCGAGGUCAGCGAAGAAGACCUCGAACACUUCAAGCAGCUGCUUAAGCUUUCCAAACUUGGACCCAAGACCUACGAGAAUCAGGUUGCCAAUGUGAAAGACUACACGCACUUCGGCAUCAGUCGCCAGUGGCUGAGUGAUGCUAAGGAACAUUGGGAGACCAGAUAUGACUGGCGUAAGACUGAAGCUCGAAUCAACAGCUUCCCCAAUUUCACAGUCCCGAUCGAGGAGGACGGCUUCACCUUCGAUGUCCACUUUGUUGCACUGUUUUCGCAAAAGCCAGAUGCGGCGCCAUUGCUUCUAUCACACGGCUGGCCUGGUUCCUUUCUGGAGUUUCUGGGUGCCUUGGACAUGCUGAGGACGAAGUACAAGCCUGAGGAUUUGCCGUUCAAUGUUAUUGUUCCUUCAUUGCCAGGUUAUGGCUAUUCCUCUGGACCACCACUUGAUAGAAAUUGGACCACGGAGAAGAUGGCAGCUGUUCUGGACAAAUUGAUGGUGGGACUUGGCUUCGGCAAUGGCUACAUUGCACAAGGGGGUGAUAUUGGAAGCUUCGUGUCCAGGGUUCUAGGUGUCACCUCCGAAUCCUGUAAAGCUGUGCACCUGCAUCUUGUGAUAGGCACACAGGGCGAAGUGGACCACCUGAGUGAUGCUGAGAAGAAGGGAGUGAAAAGAAUGACGGACUUUUCCACAAUGGGCAAUGCGUACGCCCGCGAACAUGGUACACGACCUGCGACCAUCGGCUUGGUCUUGUCUGCCAGUCCGCUGUCGCUGCUAGCAUGGAUUGGCGAGAAAUUCCAACAAUGGAGUGAUGAGACGCCGCCAGUAGACGAGAUUCUCGACAGCGUCACAUUGUACUGGUUCACAGAGUCGUUUCCACGAGCCAUCUAUCCAUACCGACAAUUCUUCGGCGAAAAGCCAACCUUCUUCCACAACAACCCUGCGUACUAUAUCAAGAAGCCAAUGGGCUACACAUGGCAUCCAGAAGAGCUCGCACCUGCUCCCCGAGAUUGGGUCGCCGAGACUGGCAACCUGGUCUGGUUCCGCGCACAUAACGAAGGCGGCCAUUUCGCAGCUAUGGAGAAACCAGCACUGUUCGUCAAGGACAUGGAGGAUUUUGUCUCCGAAGUGUGGCCCAAGGCGAAGUGA
Messenger RNA from Sphaerulina musiva SO2202, 1211 nucleotides. Its product is annotated as epoxide hydrolase. Bases 12 to 1211 code for a protein of 399 amino acids. The transcript has 2 exons. The record is from RefSeq and is a predicted model, not a curated record. Gene Ontology annotation, biological process: epoxide metabolic process. Gene Ontology annotation, molecular function: epoxide hydrolase activity. NCBI's taxonomy places the organism in Eukaryota, Fungi, Ascomycota, Dothideomycetes, Mycosphaerellales, Mycosphaerellaceae.